AUGUCUGCCAUCUCGAAGACGUCUCACGUUUCUCUACGACAGUUAAUCGACGAUAUGCACAACGACUUAUUAGCCUUUAAAACUUUAGGCGAAGAAACUGAAAAAUGGGAUACAAUGAUGAUUUAUUUAUUAACGACAAAACUUGAUCAAUUUACUAAACGCGAAUGGGAAAGGCAUUCAUCCUCAAUUUCGAGAAAACUCACGUUAAAGGAUGUCAUGGACUUUUUAGAAAAUCUUUGCAAGUAUUUGAUACGAACUGUCACUGAGAAGCCUGAAAUGGCAAGUACUAACAAUAAUAAUAAAAAAAGUUUUGGCUCUAAAGGUACUCAUUCGAAAAACUCUGAACGUCUUUCAUCACAUGCAACGACACAAAAGGCAUGCGGCCUCUAUAACGAAUCUCACGCGCUUUAUAAUUGUCAACAAUUUCAGAAACUUUCAGUUCAGGAUAGAAUUCAUGAGGUGUCACGGCUCCGCGUUUGCUUUAACUGUCUUUCGCCAGGACAUCGAAAUAAACAAUGCACUUUCGGUUCAUGCAAAAAGUGUACGAGAAAACAUAACACUCUACUUCACAGUGAGACAUAUAGCCGAGAUAGUACUCAUAUCUCGGACCGCAAGCAGGAAAAUGAACCGUCACCUCAAAUCACUAAAUUGACCCGGACGCUACUGGACUCGUGUUCGCAGGUGAAUCUCAUGACACGCGAAUUCUGUCAGCGGCUCAAACUGCCACUGUCAGAUUCGGAUAUUUUAGUUUCGGGUGUUGGCAGGACCACGCAUGAACCGCAGCAUUGUGUUGCGAUAAAUUUUCAAUCUAGGUGUACAGCCUUUUCAGCGAGUAUUACCUGUCUAGUCACUGCUGAGGUCACAGACGAUAUGCCAAAUGUACCGCUCAGCAGACAGGACAUUGCUAUCCCGGAUGGAAUAACUUUAGCUGAUCCGAGCUUCGCAGAAACUCGAACCGUCGACCUUUUGAUUGGCGCAGGUCUCUUUUGGAAACUUCUGUGUGUUGGACAAAUUCAGCUGCAUGACGGUCAACCAAUCAUUCAGAAGACCAUGCUAGGUUUGAUUAUCACUGGGCCAAUGGAACUUCCGGCUACAAAACUCAGGUCGAGAUUGUCGUGCAAUCUUAUCACCAACCAACAACUGCAUGACCGGGUUGCACGUUUUUGGGAAAUUGAACACGUCACAACGAAACUUUCACAUCCAGAACUAGACCCAAGUGACGUCUGCGAACAACAAUUCACAGCAACAACGAGGCAUGACACGAAAGGGAGAUUUAUCGUCUCUCUCCCUCUCAAAAACGAGGUCAAUGAACUUGGUCACUCCCUAAAGAUGGCGGAAAAACGUCUAUUGGCUAUGGAACGCAAGAGGGAGAAACAUCCUGAAGUGAAUGAAAAAUACAUUGACUUCAUGAAGGAUUAUGAAGAAAAAAAACACAUGACUCAAAUUCCUCAGGACGAAAUCAGUACUGUGAAAGCAGUAAAUUAUCUACCGCACCAUGCCGUAUUCAAGGAAGGCAGCACAACAACGAAGUUACGGGUUGUAUUCGAUGGCUCUGCAAAAACUUCUUCCGGCCUUUCAUUCAAUGACGUACAGCGAGUCGGUCCUGUAGUACAAAACGAUCUCUUAUCAAUCACGUUGCGAUUUCGUCAAUACUCGGUUGUACUGUCAGCAGACAUCGCUCAAAUGUAUCGACAGAUUAGGGUUGCUGACCAUCAGCAGGAUCUACAGAGAGUGUUGUGGAGAAGGGACUCUACAAAACCUAUUCAGCACUUUCGUCUCAGUACAGUGACCUACGGUACCGCUUCCGCUCCCUUUCUAGCUACAAGAGCUCUCAGACAAAUUGGCGAAGAGAAUAAGGAAAAUUAUCCCACCGCCAGUCAGGUCAUUAUACGAGACUUCUACGUGGACGACCUACUCACCGGGACAGACACUGUGGAGGAGGCAAAGGAACUCAAAGGGGAACUUACUCAACUUCUUUCUAACGCAGGAAUGGACUUGAGAAAAUGA
Messenger RNA from Belonocnema kinseyi, 2007 nucleotides. RefSeq lists its product as uncharacterized. The coding region runs from base 1 to 2007 and encodes 668 amino acids. Gene Ontology annotation, molecular function: zinc ion binding; nucleic acid binding. The record is from RefSeq and is a predicted model, not a curated record. The transcript has a single exon. Lineage: Eukaryota; Metazoa; Arthropoda; Insecta; Hymenoptera; Cynipidae.